Molecule: messenger RNA, 505 nt
Organism: Papaver somniferum (opium poppy)
Lineage: Eukaryota; Viridiplantae; Streptophyta; Magnoliopsida; Ranunculales; Papaveraceae
Exons: 1
Coding region: 80-427 (115 amino acids)
Source: RefSeq, a predicted model, not a curated record
CUAUUCAAGCUUUCUUCUUCCUCUAGUUCUUUUAGCUUUGAAAAAUAUAUCUUCAAAGAGUGAGAUCAAGGUUUCGUCGAUGAUCAUGGAGACUUUCAUGCUACUGAAAUGGCUUGUUAACUCAAUCGGCACAAUGAAUUUUGGGUACAAUAAUUCAUCGUCAUCCAAGGUUGAUAAGGCUCGGGAGAUGAGUUUCUACCCAAUGCAUGAUGAUGAAGAGAAGAAAUUCAACAAGGUCACAGGUGCAUCAUCAGGUUUUCAAAUGCCACUUCACUAUCCUCGCUACAACAAGUCAGAUUAUGAGAAGAUGGAGGAAUGGAAGGUUGAUAUGCUUCUCAGAGAAUAUGGUCUUGAAAGUUUUAAAGGUACCCUUGAUGAGAAAAGGGAAUUUGCUAUGGGGACUUUCUUGUGGCCUGAUCAGUUCUAAUUAUAUAUGCACCACCAACUUAGAUUGUACAUUUGAGGAAAUAAAAAAAAUAAGGAAAAUGAUAUUUAAGACUCAAAA